Penicillium diatomitis is the source of this 1038-nucleotide messenger RNA. Its product is annotated as RlmE family RNA methyltransferase. Gene Ontology annotation, biological process: RNA methylation. Gene Ontology annotation, cellular component: mitochondrion. NCBI's taxonomy places the organism in Eukaryota, Fungi, Ascomycota, Eurotiomycetes, Eurotiales, Aspergillaceae. Bases 1 to 1038 code for a protein of 345 amino acids. The transcript has 5 exons. Gene Ontology annotation, molecular function: rRNA (uridine-2'-O-ribose)-methyltransferase activity. The record is from RefSeq and is a predicted model, not a curated record.
AUGAGAAGCAACUUCUCGUUCCACUCCAAUUUGCAAAGGUACACCGCCUCUACUCUGAAUGAUGCACCCAACUUUAUGCCGGCAGAAUACUUUCGACACGCAUCAUCCGCGGACAACUUCAUGAGAUCAUCGACCACAAACAGCGUCAUGUUUGCCUUCCCAUGUUCUCGGCCACAUGCCGCUGGCUUCGCAGGACUAGUCAGGCAAAUACGACAAGCAUCAUCGAAACGGUGGCAAGCGCGCCAACAGAGAGACCAAUUCACAAGGGAGGCGGCAGUGCAAGGACUCAAAAGCCGAGCUGCUUUCAAGCUACUGCAGAUUGAUGAUAAGUAUCGGCUAUUUCAGCGAGGUCAGACAGUCGUAGAUCUGGGAUACGCACCAGGAUCGUGGUCGCAGGUAGCCGUGAACCGAACACAGCCGAACGGCCGAGUCCUCGGCGUCGACAUUAUCCCUGCGCAGCCACCGAAGGGUGUUUCUACAAUUCAAGGAAAUUUUCUUUCGCCGGAGAUUCAGGAAUACAUUGAGGAAUUUCUGCGUAAUCCAAACCGAGGUCGGCCUCGACAACUUGACAACAUCGACAGCGACAGUACUUCGAGCCUACUCGAAGCAAAUGAGACGCAGAGUCAAGCUGAGGAUGGAUCGGAGUCUCCUGACACCAGGCAGUGGAGGACAGUGGAUGUGGUGCUCAGCGAUAUGUCUGCUCCCUGGUACCAGACAUCCGGUUUUUGGAAACGAAGUCUAAGUAACCCUUAUCACAGGAUGAUGAACACCAGCGGAAACAACUUUCGAGAUCACGCGGGGAGUAUGGACCUAUGCAACGCCGCCUUGCAAUUCAGCUCAAAGGUCCUCAAGGCGGGUGGGCAUUUUGUGUGCAAAUUCUACCAAGGCGCAGAGGACAAAGACUUAGAGAAACAGCUCAAAGAAAUGUUUCAGAAAGUGCACCGACUAAAGCCAGAAUCAUCACGCAGCGUAAGCGAUAUAUCUUCCAGCCAACUCUCUCCAAUUAUGACUAACAGGCAGGCGCGAAAAGGAAUCUAA